This is a messenger RNA of Owenia fusiformis, 3487 nucleotides long. The record is from the annotation of a GenBank genome assembly. NCBI's taxonomy places the organism in Eukaryota, Metazoa, Annelida, Polychaeta, Sabellida, Oweniidae.
AUGGGGUCUGGCACUGAUGGGUACUUGGACAAUUUGAAUCUUCUGUUGUUUAAUGACUUCACGAAAGGACCUCUAUAUUAUAUCAAUGUUAAAGCACGGAAUGGAGCAGGAGAAUUUUCCAAAAAUAUAACAUCGAAGCCUAUUAAGAUAAUCGAAGCUGAUGCCGCUGGAAUAAUCUCAGAUGGCGUUAGAGGUAUUCCAGAUGUGAACAAACAGCGAGACAAGGCAACAGUCACAGCCCACUUUGAAGGAUUCAGGAGUGGAUUUGGAUACACUACAUUCGAGUGGGCCGUCGGCACUGGUCAGGGGUUGGAUGACAUUCGCCCAUUUUCCACAAAAGGAAUUAUAAUAGAUGGUGAUAAUGAAACUGAUGUUGGUAUAAAGACAAACUACUCGGGAACAGUACACGCCCCAGUGCAUCUUGUACAUACAUAUUCAUAUCACGUGACAGUCAGGGGAAGAACGGGCAAGAGCAACACUCUGGAAGGUGUGUCUAACGGAUUCAUCGUUGAUCUUACACCACCACAGGUAUCAUUGGCAGACAUCGGAGUUGAUCUUAAUGUCAAUAACACACUUAUAACAAAUCCUAUAUCGCUGUAUCAGCCAUCUGUAGACUCUAUCACCGCCGAUUGGAAUAUUUCUGACCCCGAGAGUAACAUCGCAUGGUCCAGUUACUGCUAUGGUACGAUACCAGGCCGAUGUGAGGUUCACAAUAUGACACUAGCUGGCGGGGCAUCUGGGGUGCAGGCAGGACAAGUACGACCAGCCACGGGUGGGAAACCCAACUUCUUGUUGAUUCUAUCAGAGAACCAGGUCGGACUUGAAAAGCGACUUCACAGUCCUCCGUUAAUAGCCGACAACAGCGCACCAACAGAAGGACUGAUACAAUGUACGCAAUAUCUCAAGGAGAACGAAGACAUCGUGUGUAGCUGGACAGGGUUCGUGGAUGCAGAAAGUGGCGUGGACAACUUUGCUUCAGGGCUUGGAGAACGGGAAGGCGAAGAUAAUAUACAUGAAUUUGUAAUCCUUCCACCGUAUACGCAAACCAUCGUGUUUAGAGAAUACCGAAAUUUGAAUCUACCUGCGGGUCAAUAUUUCAUGACUUUGAAAACAACAAAUGCUGCUGGUUUGACACUUGAGUCAUACUCCUUACCAAUUUUUGUGGAUGGAACGCCACCAGUGCCUGGCAGGGUUGUUGAAUUAAAUGACGUUAUACAAGUUAAUACAUCGACAUCUUCAAAUGCAAGCUGGUCACAUAGAGGGUGUUCUUCUGAAGAUGAUUGUAAAAAUGCUGAUUCAAAAUGUCAAACCUCCAUGACGAAUCUCCACGCUAGUUGGAUGCAUUUUACAGAUGAUGAAUCACUAAUUGUGAAGUAUGAGGUUGCUGUUGGGAACACUUCAGGUGGUUCUGAACUUAAACCAUUUUUCGAUGUUCCACCAGACAUCAAUGUUGUCAACAUAGACCAUCUUGAUUUGACCCAACAAAAACAGGUGUUUGUUAUCGUACGAGCAACCAACGCAGCAGGACUCCAAUCUACUUCAAUAUCAAACGGUGUCUUCAUCAGUCGUAUUUCUGCGGGACUUUCACCAUUGGGUUCAUUUACUGUUUUUGAUGGUGAUUCACCUGGAAAAGACAUGGACUACCAAAAGGACAGAGAGCAGUUAACUGCCACUUGGAACUUCAGUGGCGACCCAUGCCCGAUGGAGAGUUACACUUGGAGUAUAAAAAGACUUGAUAGCACUGUUUUCAUGAAACCAGAACAGCUACCUGAAGGUCAACUAUUCGGAACAUAUGAUGGGUUGAACUUGCAAGACGGGGACGAAUUCUAUGUCAUUGUACAGGGGGUGAAUUCCCUCGGAUAUGUACACACUGAACGUUCUGAUGGUAUAACUGUAAGACAAGAACCACUAAUGCCGGGUAUUGUACGAGAUGGGCCUGUUUUCGGAGUUGAUUUCAAUGUGCAACCUUCCAUAACAGAGCUAUGGGGAAACUGGGAUGCAUUUGGAAAAACAAAAGAGGAAAAUCCAGAUUUGAUUGAUGGUGGUAACCCUGAUAUUGAUCCCAGGAUCGGAGGCCAUCAAGAAAUAAUUUACUACGAAGUUGCAGUUGGAAAUGACCGUCGCUAUCCCAACACGAGAACAAACAUUCAUCCAUUUGUUCGGGUAGAUUUAAAUCAAUCUUACCACUUUACCGAUCUAGAAUUGUUACCAGGAAUAGGACACUAUUAUAUUACUGUGAGAGCAUUUGGUAGUUCUAGUGCCUCACGUACCCAGACAUCAAAUGGCAUACGAGUUGGUGUUGGGGGAACAGUUGUAAGACAAGGACAAAUGCAACUCGCAGACUGUAUUCCAUCAACCAACGACAUAUCAUUUUCCUGGCAAGAUUUUGAGUUUGGUUUACCUAUUAUGUUUUACCAAUGGGGUAUUUCUUCCAAUCUGUCUGCUGUGAAGGACUUGAGCUGCAAACAAUUGCAAUUAUUUGAACAUAAGGUUGCCGAAAAUUCUAAAUACCUCGAAGCAUUCGAUAUUCAGCCAAUGACAAACGUUUUGAAAGCUACCCUUGUAGAACAAGACGACCUAAAAAUGCAACAUGGGAAUGUGUACCUGGUUGUUGUCAUAGCAACCGAUGAAUCUGCAAUAUGCUCAAUGGUUACCAAGGAAAUAUUAGUUGAUACAACGCCUCCCAUUUCUGGAAUUGUAACAGUUGGUCCUAAAAAUGACCUGGGCGUCAUGUUUGCUGAUCAAACUGACAGACUGACAGUAUCUUGGCAAAAUUACACAGAUCCCGAUUCUAAUAUAGAAAACUAUAGAGUGACCUUGUUUCAAGGGAAACUAUGUGUAGAAGGGGAUAUGAGGACCCCAUCAAUUGCUAUAACAGAAGCUGUUGUUUUAGAACCCGAGGAAACAUCAUAUACAUUCUACCAGUUGUAUCUUAAGAACGAUAGAACUUACUUCAUACAAAUGGAGGCAAGCAAUUGCGCAGGUCUCAUAGCUACCAGCUAUACUGUGCCAAUCUUGUUGGACCAACAUCCACCACUACCAGGUGUAGUUAAAGAUGGUAUUGACUACAGUACAGAUGUGGAAUUCCAAACGUCUACAGCAUAUAUAAAUGCUUCAUUUUUGCAUCAGUUAAAACCAUCGGGAGAUGCUGAUAUAUGUCCUGAGAACAUCGUGGACCUAACAAUGGCAACCUGGAACCCAAUCAACCACGUUGGUAUAUGGGGAGUGGAGGGAAAUGUAAAACACGAGAAACAUCUAUCUAGUAGUGAGGGUGGUUUUCUUGAAUUAAAUAUGAUCCCCGAUGUGAAGACAAAACGUAUGUUAGCUGGAGCUGUGGAAAUGACAAUAGAUGGCACCUCUGGGAAAUAUAAAUUUGAAAUGAAAGCAGCUAUGUCAGACUUAUAUGGGGUGACUAGUGUGGUGCUGAGGGAGGGCCCUCCUGGUGUUUUUGUUGAUUAUGACAUCAAUAUAACAGAACAUUUAUUAU